This is a messenger RNA of Medioppia subpectinata, 1851 nucleotides long. Lineage: Eukaryota; Metazoa; Arthropoda; Arachnida; Sarcoptiformes; Oppiidae. The record is from the annotation of a GenBank genome assembly.
AUGCCGAACCACCCGUCGGGAGACUCCGGUUCGCCAAACCUGAACCCANUGAAGACAACAUCGGGUGUAGUGAGGGGUCAGACGAUAGAUGUGUUGAACGUAAGUAUUGACCAGUUUUUGGGUAUACCUUAUGCCGAACCACCCGUCGGGAGACUCCGGUUCGCCAAACCUGAACCCAUCAAAACACCCAAACCGGAUAUUAUCGAUGCGACAAAACCCAAGUAUUCUUGCACUCAAAAUCCUAACCCAAUGUUCCCAAAUCUAACUCAAAGUGAAGACUGUUUGGUAUUAAACAUAUGGACACCAAAUGCGGGCAAUAAUAACACAAACAAAUCACAGCUCAAACCCAUUAUGUUUAACAUACACGGAGGGGGUCUGAGUGUUGGCUCAUCAUUUAUUUUCCCGGGAGGUAAUGGCAGUAUUUUGACCACACAUGAUGUGGUGUACGCCUCGAUAAACUACAGGUUAGGACAGUUGGGCUUUCUAUACGGGGAUCGGGAGGACGCGCCCGGAAAUGUCGGCUUUUAUGACCAGUUAUUGGCUCUCAAAUGGUUUAUCGAGGCGUACACCACAUCAUGUGUGGUCAAAAUACUGCCAUUACCUCCCGGAAAUGUCGGCUUUUAUGACCAGUUAUUGGCUCUCAAAUGGGUUAGAGAAAAUGCUGAACAGUUUGGCGGAGAUAGGGAUCAGAUCACUAUAUUAGGCGGCAGUGCCGGGAGUUGGUCGGUGUCCGCACACAUACUCUCCCCGCUAUCCAAAGGCCUAUUCAAGAGAGCUAUUAUGGAGAGCGGCGCCCAUAUGUAUAACAAGGACAGGGAUAUUGUUAGUAAAAACGAGUCAAUACUUUUAGGCAAACGGAUAGCAAAAGAGCAGAAUUGCAGCGAAAGUGAGGAUUGGUUGCAAUGUUUGCGAGGAUUGGACGCAAAAGUAUUCAACAAAUACACGAUUCUCUUAACAUAUCCCGUAUUGGGCACUGAAUUCCUACCUAUUUCUGCUCAAAAGGCAUUUGCGGACAAACAAUAUAACUCAGAUGUGGACAUAAUCGCCGGCAUCGCUACCAAUGAGGGCUCAAUGUUAUCGCAAUCAACACUUCCGCCGAAAGACAAUAUAACUGUUGAUGACUUCAUUGAGUCCACAAAAACAGCGGACAGUGUUUACCACGGAUUGGAUGUGAAACGUGUGGACGACUAUUAUCUACAAAAUGUCGACAAAAACAGUUCACUUGAGCUCAAGAAAGCGUUUUAUGAAUUGUUUGGCGAUUUAAUGAUGAAAUGUCCGACAUAUCUGUUUGCCAAACAAGUGGCCGCCAAUGCUAAACAAGGUCGUAAUGUAUAUUUCUACCAGGUCACUUACCAGGACAAAUAUACUGCCCACCAAUUGGGUUGUGAUCGGGAAGGGAUGGGUAUAUGUCAUUGCGCUGAGAGUACGUUCACAUCCGGACAACCAUACCUCACACCCGGUCUCUAUACCCUCUUAGACGCCGAGUUUAGCGCAGAUGCCAUGAAAAUGUGGACUAAUUUUGUUAAAUAUGGCGCUGGUAUUGAUGUAAAGACAACAUCGGGUGUAGUGAGGGGUCAGACGAUAGAUGUGUUGAACGUAAGUAUUGACCAGUUUUUGGGUAUACCUUAUGCCGAACCACCCGUCGGGAGACUCCGGUUCGCCAAACCUGAACCCAUCAAAACACCCAAUAAGGGUAUUAUUGAUGCGACAAAACCCAAGUACUCUUGCAUUCAAAAUGCUUACCCACUGUUUCCAAAUCUAACCCAAAGUGAAGACUGUUUGGUACUAAACAUAUGGACACCAAAUGCGGGAAAUAAUAACACAAACAAAUCACAGCUCAAANACAUUUAG